AUGUGUAAUGUUCAAGAUCCAUUUAUAGUUUUAGUCAAACAAAAAUCUUCGGAAAAAAUUUAUGGAGGAUAUAAUCCACUCGGUUUUCGUAAUGGAAGUAAAUGUUUUGCAAGUGAAAGUUUUAUAUUUUCUUUUGCAAAUGACAAGGAUAUUACAAAUAUGAAUGCAAUAAGGAGAUACGACACGGAAGAUGAUGAAUGUGAUUAUACAUAUGAUAAUACAAAUAGAUUUAAUUUUGGAAAUACGUUUUAUAUGAAUGGUCAAUAUGUUUAUUUAAUUAAAAACUCUGGCUUUUAUGAUGUAAAUUUUACAAAUUCAACGAAAACUAAAUUUAUUCCAGAGGAAAUUGAAGUCUUUAAAGUGAAAAAUAUAUUUAAUUAA
Molecule: messenger RNA, 381 nt
Organism: Funneliformis caledonium
Lineage: Eukaryota; Fungi; Glomeromycota; Glomeromycetes; Glomerales; Glomeraceae
Source: the annotation of a GenBank genome assembly